CGCGCGGCACUAAAGGGGGCAGUUUUGUCUAGGAGACUCAAGUCUGAGAGCCUCCGGAGGGCUUCAGCAGUGCGCGACGCUAGCCCAAGGCAGCAUCACCACACACACACACACACACACACAUACACACACACACACACAAACACACACACACACACACAUACACACAUACACACACACACACACACACACACACACCCGCGACAGGCGCACAGCGAGGGAGCGCGCGCGGGAGAGCGAGUGUGGAAGCGGCCGCGGUCGGAGUGUCAGUGCGAGUGUCGGUGCGCUGCGGGGACGACAUGGAGCACGAGCUGCUGUGCUGCGAGGCGGAGAGCGUGCGGAGAGCCUACCGGGACGGCAACCUGCUCACUGACAGGGUGCUGCAGACCAUGCUCAAGGCGGAGGACAGCUACCUCCCGUCCGCCAACUACUUCAAGUGUGUCCAGAAGGAGAUCCUGCCCUACAUGCGCAAAAUAGUCGCCACUUGGAUGCUGGAGGUGUGUGAGGAGCAGAAAUGUGAAGAGGAGGUUUUUCCUUUGGCCAUGAAUUACUUUGACAGAUUUUUGUCGGUGGAACCCAUAAAGAAAACCAGAUUACAGCUACUGGGAGCUACCUGCAUGUUUUUGGCGUCAAAAAUGAAAGAGACCAUCCCGCUAACAGCGGAAAAACUCUGCAUUUACACAGACAACUCCAUCAGACCCAGCGAAUUAUUGCAAAUGGAACUACUGGCGUUGAAUAAACUGAAAUGGGAUCUAGCAUCAGUAACUCCCCACGAUUUCAUUGAACACUUCCUCACCAAGCUGCCCAUUCAGAAGGACACGAAGCAGAUCCUGCGCAAGCAUGCGCAGACCUUUGUGGCUCUAUGUGCUACAGACAUCAAGUUCAUCGCCUGCCCGCCUUCAAUGGUGGCGGCUGGCAGCGUGGCAGCAGCCGUCCAGGGCCUGCAUCUCAAGAGCGCCGACAGCCUGCUGUCCUCCCAGAGCCUCACCGACUUCCUGUCGCAAGUCAUCAAGAGUGACCCGGACUGCCUGAGGUCAUGCCAGGAGCAGAUCGAGUCCCUACUGGAGAGCAGCCUGCGGCAGGCACACCAACAGCAGCACGGCGUUUCCACGGACACUAAGGGCGUGGAGGAUGAGGCGGACCUCUCCUGCACUCCUACAGAUGUGAGGGAUGUGAAUAUCUGAGCUGUGGCUGUCUGCCCCCCCGGAGAUCAUCCCUAAGGGAGGCUUUGUGAUGAUGAACGAGGCUGCGCCCUCUCCCCCACUCAGCUGUUCCGGAAUCUAGCCAGCACACACGCUCUUAUACUGACCAGCGUCGCAGCCUUUCAGCGCCUCGCCAACAAGCCUGCCAUAUAAGAAGGGAUGCCGUUUGGGUCCUCUGCCAUCACCUUUGCUUGCUCUCCUCCUUUUGGCCCAUUGUGGGGGGGGGGGACUAGAAAAAUGUCCAAAAUGUUUUUAAAAAAGUACACAAAACUGUUCUGAAAAAGAGAAAAAAAAAAAUUGAGUGUAUGUACAGCUUACAGCGAUACACCGCAACGGACAUUUACACGAAACAGCAAUCUCAUAAGAGUUUUUUGUAGCGCAUAUUGUUUGUGCCUACGGAGUUAUUAGAGAAGAAAUGUAGGUAUAAAUCACAUGUCGAUGUCUUCAGAGGAAGUGUCCAAUGUCAGACAUUGUUUUCAAAUGAGAAGAGGGUUUUUUUUCUCCUUGUUUUCCUUAGUAGUCUUACACUCUUGCAAAUAUUGCCUGUGUCUCACAGCACGCUUAACUGUAUCUUCCAGCUUUCGCAUGUAGUCACUUUAUUAUAUUGACACGUAGAGUUGAGAGCCCGUAGCGUGUACCCUCCUCUCAUCUGAAAUGGUUAAUGUAACCAUAUAGUUUAUUUUGUCUAGUGUACAUGAUUCUGUUCCUCCUUAGAAGGCUGUGGAUUGCUGGAGCUUUGGCCAUGCGGUCUACAAAUAGCACGGUCCCUGUGCAUCCGGUCAAGCGCAUAUUCGAACUCAGCUUAUGCAAGAAGAUAAGCUAUUGCGUAAUUCUCGAUGUUGACGUCAUACAGCAGUUCUCAACGAAUUAUAAUCUGAUUUUUAACCAAAAUCUCGGAACGGCUCCUGUUGCAAUCCACAGUUUUAUUUUAUUCUGUCUUAUUGUCCAAAACCAUUCCACCUGAAAGCACUUUCAGUCAAGGCUGCAUUGCUGAUUGUUUUGGAAAAACACGCAUGAGGACAGAGCGGGAUGGUUUGCGAAUAAUGACGUGCUCCAAGCCGCGGUGCCGAGCUGCUCGCCGCGGCCGCGGCGUCACGCGGCGAAGAAGAGACGCGGUCGAAGAGGAGAGGGAUCUCGCAUUGAACUUGUUCUGCCCAGAGCCUCCAUGCUGAGAACACAGCUUCUGUUUCCUUUUGGCUGAGAAGAGAUCGUUUUAGGGAGUGUUGGAUGCCACGAGCGGGGUCCGUAAGGUGGGAUACGUACACUGAGACACAGCUAAAUUCGGUUCCUGUCAGUGAAAUAUGUAGUGGCCUUGCCAAUAGGUUGACAACAGGCUUUACGGAGAAUAAUGCAAGAAGCGCGGAGACGAGCAGCAUGCGUAACAACUACGGUAGACAGUUUCACACGAGUGUGGGGAAAAAGCCAGAAGGCAACACACGAUGUUGACUUGCAUUGCCGCAGAAGCAUUUUAAACACUAAGGGUUGUAAUUUAUAGUUAUAUUAAUGAUUAUUGACUAUUUAUUGCAAAAUUACUCUCCUGUCGAGGCCAGUUAGGAAUGAAUUCUUAGUCAUUCACUAUUUAAACUGCUAAGUGCACAAUUGUGUAAAAAAUGGUGUCUAUGGUAGUGUUUGUUUCAUGCAAGUUCUGUUCGAAGUCAGUUGGCCCUACUUAAAAAAAGUUGUUGAAAACGGAGGGGAAAAAAAAAAAAAAACACCCUUGUUCUUUCCGCAUAGAAUUGAUGCAUUCUUGGCGAAAACAAGACAAGAGGCAAAAGGAAAGUGUUGUACAAUGCAUCUCCCGACCUGCAAACACAGAUGUCUAGUGGCUAUUGGAAGACUUUUGCACAAACUCUUUUGCAUAGUUCUAGAGCGAACCGAAGGUUGAAGCUAGAGGGGAGAAUAGUUGAAGUUGCUGAGGGAGGAAUAAGGCGAUGGCAAGAUGUAAGUGAGUAACUGGUGAAUCAAGGUGUUGAUUGUACUAAGAGAAAAAAAUUGAAAAAUUGGGAGUGCGUGCUCCCUAUAUUGAGCUGCUAUGGAGGAGUUCCCAGCAAAUUACCAUGACUUGUAAAAUGAAAAAAACAAUGCUUUUUUUUCUCUUAUAUAAGUGUUUUGCUGCUAUUUUGAGGAUGAUUUUUAUUACCAUGUCAAUGUACUGCCAUGUAAUAGGUUUUAAUUUUCUCAUAGAAAAUUAUAUUAUUGACAUCGUUGUUUUGUAGUUUUUUUAUG
Scleropages formosus (Asian bonytongue) is the source of this 3428-nucleotide messenger RNA. It is a transcript of the gene ccnd1, whose product is annotated as cyclin D1. The coding region runs from base 300 to 1184 and encodes 294 amino acids. The transcript has 5 exons. Lineage: Eukaryota; Metazoa; Chordata; Actinopteri; Osteoglossiformes; Osteoglossidae. The record is from RefSeq and is a predicted model, not a curated record.